AAUGCCAUUUUAUCGGAAGCCGCGGAGUUUUACACCGCAUUCAUUAGUGGCGGAGAAGAAGGCAAUUAAAAAUGGUGUCCAUCAUGCCAUAUUUACAUCUAGAUUUGAUAAGUAUGUUGGUGAUUGGAAUAAUGAUUUAAAACAAGGAAAAGGUCUGUUCCUGACCUAUAACGGUAGAUUGUAUGAAGGAGACUGGUAUAAAGGUUUCAGACACGGUUAUGGGACUCUUAGCAAUACUCAAACAAAUGGCACAUUGAGCCUGGAGUACCGUGGCGAAUGGGUUCGAGGCAAGCCCGAAGGCAUCGGGUGGAGGUAUUAUGCAAAUGGAGACGUAUAUUUCGGACACUGGAAGAGAGGAAUGCACCAUGGAUAUGGUAAAAUGUGGUAUGGUAACGGUACCUACUAUGUUGGAUAUUGGAACAUGCACAAGAAGAAAGGUCUGGGCAUGUUUGUUCAAGUCAACAGUAACCGUUACGAAGGCCACUGGGAGAAAAAUGUCAAGAGUGGGCUCGGACGUUUUUACCAUAUGCACACAGGCCAGCUGCAGGAGGGAUGCUGGGUGAAUGAUGUGUGCGUAAAGUCUAAAAUGUCCGACAUCAUAACGAGGCAGUUCUGUGACUUACCGACAGAAUGUCCCAUACCGCCGGAGGAGUUACGGGAUUCCAGUGAAAUUUUGGAAAAAAGUAAAUUGUGGCUCUCUCAGAAGAUUGGUAAUAUAGAUAAACAACUGCAAUAUUGUAUUGACCAAAUGUAUUAAAUUUACAAUGAAUAACAGAUCAUUAUGUAUAAAUAGACAGGGUACAUACUAUAAAUCUACAGGCUGACUUAUAACGAAUAGGGAUCAAAGAAAAUAGAUGAAAUUUUUUCUAUAGAAUUUAAACUUAUAGCAUUAUCAAGUUAGUAUUGUAGUAGUAUGUAAAAACUACUUCUAUGAUAUCAUAGAAAGAGUUUAUAUUACUCUACGACAGUUAUCAAACAGAAUUCAAGAAUCUAUUUUAUGCAGUUUCGAUCCCGUCUCGUCAUAUCAGGUUAUUGUUAUAUAUAAAAAUUUUACUAUACAUUUUUCGUAUCAUACAUAAAAUCUUAUCCUAAACAUUAUAUUAAACAUUACAUGUCAUUAUUAUAUCACAGAGUACUUAUUUUAUUAAGUAACGUACACAGUCAAUAUCUUAUUAUUGCUCGUUAAUAUUACGAUAAUGGGAUUGAUUAUGACAGACAAAUUGCAUACUAAACAUAAAAACAUAAACUUCAUUAUUAUAUACGAAAUUUCAUUAUUGUUCCGACUUUGCAAAAGAUUGUGCUAUAUAUAAAUCUACGUUCCUAUUUACAUUUAUCAUUUAUGUUACCUGUUGCAUUUUGUUUAUAUCAGUAUAUUUGAAUGUAAUUAAAUUUACAAUCCAUAACGUAUAUUCUUCUAUAACUAAGUACCUAUUAAUAUAUCUUCUAUAUUAUAUUAUAUUACAUAUUAUACGUAAUAAUAUGAGCAUAAUUUUUCGCUGCCGAGCAACUGAAGACUAAUGUAUUCAGUUCAACUAUUGCUUUAUGCUCUUGUUAUAUUUUUAA
Achroia grisella is the source of this 1563-nucleotide messenger RNA. Its product is annotated as MORN repeat-containing protein 3-like. The transcript has 5 exons. NCBI's taxonomy places the organism in Eukaryota, Metazoa, Arthropoda, Insecta, Lepidoptera, Pyralidae. The record is from RefSeq and is a predicted model, not a curated record. The coding region runs from base 2 to 757 and encodes 251 amino acids.